GCUCUGGCCCCGGCUGCGUGGAGGGGUCCGUCCUCAAGCUCCCUCCCGUCGCUGUUGGCGCUAGGCGGCUGCGGCUCGCGGCAUGAGCUGGGGAGACGGGGCCGGCGCUAGGGCCCCCCCCUUCCUCCUCCUCCUCCUCCUCCUCCUCCCCGACGGCAGCUGCCUCCCGGGCCCCAGCGACUCCCCCAGGUCCCCGGGGCCGCCUGUCGUGCUGAUCCCAGGGGAUUUGGGUAACCAGUUGGAAGCCAAAUUGGACAAACCCACAGUGGUGCACUACCUUUGUUCCAAGAAGACAGACAGUUACUUUACGCUCUGGCUGAACUUAGAAUUGCUUCUGCCUGUCAUCAUUGACUGCUGGAUAGACAAUAUCAGGUUAAUAUACAAUCGAACAAGUAAGAUCACAGAGCCUCCAGAUGGAGUGGAUGUCAAAGUCCCAGGGUUUGGACAAACAUUUUCCUUGGAAUUCCUUGACCCUAGUAAAAGAAGUCUUGGCACUUACUUUUACACACUGGUGCAAAGUCUGGUAGACUGGGGCUACCAGCGGGAUAAAGAUGUAAGAGGAGCUCCCUAUGAUUGGCGGAAGGCACCAAAUGAGAAUGGAGACUAUUUUGUGGCCCUUCGAAAGAUGAUUGAGUUGAUGUAUGAACAAAAUGGAGGUCCUGUGGUCUUAAUUGCCCACAGUAUGGGUAAUAUGUACACUCUCUAUUUCCUCAACCAUCAGACUCAGGAUUGGAAAGACAAGUACAUAAAGGACUAUGUGUCACUGGGUGCUCCAUGGGGAGGAGUGGCUAAAACCCUUCAUGUGCUGGCUUCAGGUGACAACAACAGGAUACCUGUCAUCAGUUCACUUAAGAUCCGAGACCAGCAGAGAUCUGCAGUUUCAACCAAUUGGAUGCUACCCUACAAUUACACAUGGCCUCCAGAUAAGAUCUUUGUAAGCACACCCACAGUUAACUACACUCUCCGGGAUUACCAAAAGUUCUACAAGGACAUCAACUUCGAGGAUGGCUGGCUCAUGAGACAAGACACUGAGCCCUUGGUCUACCAGAUGAUACCACCUGGUGUGCGUUUGCACUGUCUCUUUGGCACUGGUGUAGAAACACCUGACUCAUUCUACUAUGAGGCCUUUCCUGAUAAAGAGCCCAAGAUCUGUUACAGUGAUGGCGAUGGUACAGUGAACUUGGAGAGUGCCUUACAAUGUCAAAAGUGGGUGGACAUGCAAAAGCAGGAAGUGAGAUUGUUUGAGCUGUCAGGAAAUGAGCAUAUUGAGAUGCUGUCUAAUGCUACAACUAUUUCCUAUGUGAAAAAACUUCUUUUUGGUUUGUGACACCCUAUGUGGACUGCUUUUUUUCCUCCAUCACCUGUGAUGCCUUCCCUUAAGUGAGGGGAAAAUGCCUUUUGAUCCUUUGGUUUUAAAACACUUGGGUUAUUUAUUUGGUCUCUUUUCAGGCCAUGUUCGGAAAGCUGUUUGGUGUCCUUAAUGAUCACUUCUCUCUUGGAUUAGUGUUCGUAAUGCAUCAUAGUGUUUCACGUUCUAAAGGCGUGGUCAUAUGUGCAUUCUGGUGCUGCUAGACGAAUUUUCAGUGUGCAUACAGAAGUUCACUUGAACAUUUUUCACACCUUUUGUGCAAUAUGUGCAGCCUACGCUGUUUUUCUUGUGAGCUUUGGAGAGUUGUGGGGAGAAAAAUUGCUUGCUGGUUACUCUCCAUUCGGUACUAAAGCAAAGUCAAGGAUUUUUUGAGUACAGUAACUUUCCCAAUGGGUCACAAAAGUUCUGAAUCAUUGUCCUUAAAUAAGCUAGUAAAUAUGAAGGUCCAAGCAGGUGGUCUAAAUAGACAUGGAGUUAAGAUACUGCAGGACUUUGGUCAUAUCCAGCUUACCUGUUUCUUCCUUUGUACUGCUGCUGGAGAAGAGGGAAAGUGCAUUAAUUACUUGAAGUUCCUUAUUUGAUGUCUUGGAAAAAUUGAAGAUGAUCCAGUUGUCCUUAACUCUAGUAACUUGAUGAUUUAGCAUCAAGAGUUUAAGGCUGCUGGCUUCAUGCUUUAGAUUUUCCCCCCUUAAUUUAAAAAAAAAAAGGUUAGUAGCUGUCACUCAUACAAUGGCUAUGGCUACAUGGUGUGUACAUUGAAAUCCACGGGAAUUUGGUAUCAGCAAAUUUUGUGUGAGGUGCUGCCUUCACAUGUCAAAGUGACAAGUUAUCUCCAUUAGUUCAAAUGGUAGGUAGAUCUCAAAAAACCCAAACUCCCUCCUACCCAAAACAAAUAAAAAUUAAAGUUCCCACAAUGGGGAAAAAACCCUUUGUAUGUAUCUUGCUUUCAGCCAAGUACACUUCUGCUGUGAUCCAGUUUCCAGCUAACUGACCAUCUUUCCUAUUGGAUCAAAAUUAUGUUUAAUGGAAAAAGCUUAGAAUUAGAGAAUUUAUAGAGUAAAAUACCUUUCCUGUAGGGGUACUGAGUUUUUAAUUUGGGUUGAGAAACAAACAUUUAAAAGGGGCACUAUGUAUUAGGCCCCAGAAAAUUGCAUAGCAUGCAACUCUCCAUGAAACAAUACUAUAGUGCUUAACCAUGUUAGACCACUUGUCAUUGCAUUUUUCAGAAAACUGCUAUGAAUCCUUCCAGGGUGCAGGGUUCUUCAGAAAGUUACCUUAAGAGUUAUGCUCAUCAGAAAUCCUACAGGAUUAAGAAUCCAUUGAUUUCUAAUGUUAGGAGAUUACCUUUUACACAACCACAAAAUUUAAUCAAUCCUGUAGUGCAUAGAGGUUGUUUGCUGCCAUUGAAAUAUUUGAUUAGGAUGUGCUGAUCGGACAGCGCUCUCUCAUGAGUGUUUGCUACUGCAGAAUGUAAACACUGUGGCACAGGGUGGAUCUAGAGUUCUCAAGAUUCUAAUAUAUUUUGUAUUAGCUAAUCAUUUCUAGAAAUCCUGACUGGGAUCAUUGGUAGGUUAAAUAUCUCCCUGUACAGAAGAGAGAAUAAGACUAACUCCCUGUCUCUGAGGGAGGACAAGCAUUCCUGAGUAGAAUGGAAGGUCUGUCACUUGGAAUCAGCUACCUAAGAUCUAGUGCUCUGCAACUAUAUGGCCCAAACGGACUUUCCUCCCUCAUCUGUGUGUGCUAGUCCACUGCCAUAUCUGAGUUGCCCAAUGGCUACCUGUAACAUAUGGUUGAUUGCUUAAAUCUUAGAAAACAGAAGGAUGAAAUCCUUUUAGUCAGAUUUUUUUUUGGUAGGCUUCUGUAGAUUGAUGCACCAAGAACCACAGUUCUACUCUAAGGCUCUUCGUAUGGUCUAACUCCAUUGUGAACAAACUACUGUAAGACUGGUCUGCAGUAGAUACAACUAUGAACAGUAACUGAUUCAAAGUCCAGCUUUUUCAAGUCUAUUAUACUUACCCAGGUAGAAAGCAUGCUUGCUAACUAGCACCAGGAUGGGAGGAACUGGAAUUGGCUCCAAGCAAAGACUGAAGAAUAUCGGUAGGGCUGUAGAAGGGACUCAGGCUCUACUUGGUCUGGAGGAUUUUUUUAGAACUGGUUUACAUUGGAAGCUUUCCAGCUCUGUGUGCUUAAUCUGUAAAAUGCUUAAAAAUCUACAGCAAAAGGGUUUUUUUGGCUUUGCUACUCUGUGCACUUGAAGAAGCAGAAAAAUUAAUGCUUCCAAAAGAGCUGCACUAGAUUACUCUGUUCUGAUUUAGUAUUUGACAUUUACUGUAUUUUCUCCCUUUGGGAAAUGCACUGCUCUGUGUUUCCAGCUCAUAGUUUUACCUUCGUGUCGAUGACCCUUUAGUCCACACUCACUUAGCUUUCCAUUAACAGAUGGACCCUACAGUUGCUUCUUGUGCUGAAUAAGUCUGCUCUGCUGCUUUUACUUAACACUGGUAAAGUGGAGUUGACGGCCCUCUAAACCUUGUAGGCUUGCUGUGAUUUGUCAGUGUAAAUCCUUGUUUCUUUCCUGCGCAGAAUUGCACAUCUUGCAUUAAAGUGUGAAUGCUGAGGACUCAGGAGGACUUGCAUCUGAUGAUUACCUUCCAUUGGGGGUGCUUUGUAAGACAGAUCACAAGUCUGAUUUCUCAUUUUCCAUCAAAUCCUCCUGAGUCCUGCUCUUUUGUCUACCGUGCAAUCCCAGGAUAGAGAUGUCCUCAGUAUGAAAUAAAUGGAGUACCUAAAAUACAGGGUUAAAUAUCCCAAAAGGUGGAAGUAGUUAAAUUGUGCAUUUCCCUUUUCUACUAGAAGUCUGUUUUCUUUAUUGUGUGACCCUCUGCUUUAGAGGGCAAACCCAAGUCUAUUUAGAAUCAUUUUAGUAGGGUUGUUUGCAGUGUUUUUAUAGCUAUGUUGGUCCCAGGAUAUUAGACAAGAUGGGUGACGUGUAAUAUCUCUUAUUGGACCAACUUUCAUUAGUGAAAGACCAGCUUUCAAGCUUACACAGAGUUCUUCUUCAGGUUGGUGGUAAGACUGCUAAAGUAUGUGCUCUUAAGUAUUCUACGUUCUUGUGGAGAAACUAGUCUGAGGAAAUACUUCUUGCUGGGGAAAGAGGAAAAUGAAGUGAAGUACCUCAGGUGCUUUGCUUCACUGGUUUGAAAUGUGUAAUUUGCUGAAAUUCCUUCUGAGUUAUUCUAAUUACUUACCAUUUGUGAAUGUCUAUUUUUCUCCUAAUCUUCAUUUUCAGGAUAUUUUCAGAAACCAAAAGUAGUUGAAGACCAAAAUGUAUUUCUUAUUUCUAACAAAAUGUAAAGAGAAUUCUGGAGGGACUUCAGCUGUUACCGUAGUGCUGCUGCAAGGGCACUAUGUGAUUCUGCUCAGUACAGAAGAUUUUAAUAUCAAGCAAUAAAUUGCAAAAGAAUUGCAGGCCAAAGGAAGGAAUAUUUGGCAUUAAGAUAUUUCUUGAAGCAAGGUGUAUUCAAGGCCCUCUUAAAUUCAGGGAAUGUUUGGCAGUUACUUUGCUGCUCUAAAUAUAACAGUAUUUUGUAUGGAAUAUGAUCUGGUGAGACCCAGCAUUUUAUAUAUUUUCCUCUAGUAUGACUGAGUUAUAGAUUUCUGCAUAUUUUAUUGUCAGACUUUGAUAGCAUAAUAAACUUUAUCUAAUAUUGAA
Molecule: messenger RNA, 5078 nt
Organism: Dermochelys coriacea (leatherback sea turtle)
Lineage: Eukaryota; Metazoa; Chordata; Testudines; Dermochelyidae
Gene: PLA2G15
Product: phospholipase A2 group XV
Exons: 6
Coding region: 83-1327 (414 amino acids)
Biological process (GO): phosphatidylcholine metabolic process; ceramide metabolic process
Cellular component (GO): lysosome
Source: RefSeq, a predicted model, not a curated record